AUGGGCCGGCGCAAAAACCGCUGGGUACUGGCGAAGGUCAAUCUACAGGAUCAGACCCAGGAAGCCGCGGCGUCGGCGCGCAUAUUUACGCGGGAAGCUUUCGACACCGAAAUCACGCGCAUCUGCGACGUGCUUUUCGGCAGCAUCGGAGGGGGAUACGUCGCGGACGCGACCAACGUCGUCCUCGUCAACGAAACGGAAUCCCUCGUGCUUCUGCAGACGAAACGGUGCUUCCUGCCUAAAGUCAUUUGUGUGCUGCGCUGUCUAGAGCGCGUGCAAAAGGUCCCCGUGACGGUUGACGUGCUGCACAUCGGCGGGACUCUGCAUCAGUGCAAGAAGCUGCUCUUCUCCAAGCUGCUCAGAACUUUGUCGCAGCUCCAAGCGCUCACACUGGGGCAAUCGGCACCUAAACCGGCGUUCACUCACAAAACGUUGGAGGCGAUAAAGGAGGUCGAGAAGCUACGAAAUCCGACGACCUAA
Babesia bigemina is the source of this 480-nucleotide messenger RNA. Its product is annotated as Ribonuclease P/MRP protein subunit. Bases 1 to 480 code for a protein of 159 amino acids. The record is from RefSeq and is a predicted model, not a curated record. Lineage: Eukaryota; Apicomplexa; Aconoidasida; Piroplasmida; Babesiidae. Gene Ontology annotation, biological process: tRNA 5'-leader removal. Gene Ontology annotation, cellular component: ribonuclease P complex. The transcript has a single exon.